GUCAUGGCGGAAAGACAGAAGGUGAAAGUUCUGCAAAAUUCCACUAAAAAUUGAUAUUUGCUGACUCAAAUAACCUCUAAAACUCUUCGUACAAUGUCUAUCCGCGUUCGGCUAUCUUUUGACGAACUAACUCCAGGGUAUAGCAAGAAAACAUGGUUUCUUUUUGACACAGCGUCUUGUCGUCUUGUGGCUGACUUGGAGCAUUUGAUUCAAAGAAAGUUUGAGUUACAAAAAAAUUCGACUUUAAAUUUGUACAAUGAAGGUUUCCUACUACCGGCACAGGAGAGAAUAGAACUUGUUAGAGAUGGAGACAUUAUAAGGGUUGAGCAACAAGCUAAUUUCUGCAAGAAUAAGAGACAAGCAAAAUGGAAUGCUGAUGAUGAUGAUCUUGCCUCAAAUGUCAAGAUACCGAAGAAACAAAAGCUUGAUGAUGAAUCACAAUUAAGAAUUCAAGAAAAGAAAAAUAAGAAAAUUCCAACGAAAAUUAUUAAGAAACAGGGAAGAAAGUCGGAAAAGGAACCCAUAAAUACAGCUGACAGCAACAGCAAAAGAAAAUCACAAAAUGAUAAAGUAAAGGUUGGAAAACCUUGCAAGAGUAAUAAAAUGGUUCAAAAAGACAAGCAUAAUGCUUUGGCCUUGGAAAGACAUCCCUCUAAGAAUGCUGCUGUUACCAAGAACAGAACUAUGUCAUCAUCAUCAGAAUCAUCAUCAGAAUCAUCUUCAGAGUCAUCUACUUUGUCAUCAGAUGAAGAAAAGUAUUGGGAAAACCUUGCAGGAAAACCUCACAAAGAUUGCACAUCAUCAUCUUCAUCCACUGAGGACUCCAGUGAUGAUGCUUUCAACAAAAACAUCAAGUUUUCAGACAAAAAACUUUUUUCAUCCUCUUCAUCAUCAUCAUCUAGCACACUAUCAUCAUUGUCUGUUGAUUUGAGUGUUGGUAAUCAAAAGGAAAGUCUAAACCUAAUGUCUAAUGAUAAAGGUUUGAGCAAAUAUAUUAAAACCAAAUCCAAGUUUCAUCAAGCAACUACUGCUUCUGAUAAGGGGCAGAAUAAAAUUGUAAAAAAUCUGCCAAAAACUCCACAUCCAUCAAAAAAGGAUGGUUUAAAUUCAAAGACAAAAGAUAAAGUUCUGGACAAGAAUACCAACAACAAAGUGACUGCAUCUUCAUCCUCCAAAGAACUGGUUGAAACUGCCAGAAUUCCAUCCAAAGUUUCUGAGCAAGAAAGACAAAACACUAAUUUGACAAAUGGAAACACAUUCCCAAGAUCAGGAAUAAAUAGAAGCAAGAGUACUUAUACUCAACCACCAAGCAUCAAUAAUAGUCACAUAAGAUUUGACUCAGAUGAAGAGAAUGAAUAUAUUUCAGCUUGUGAAGAAAAUCUUAAUUUACUUGCUCAAAGCCAUGAUAACAAUUCCCAUGAUGCUGCCGCUGAUGGAAAUAACAACACAAAUUGUGCCCAAGGGGACAAUGAAAUACCAUCAAAUAAUGACAGUCAUUCGUUUAAUUACGGUGAGAUGAAAAGAAAAGGGGAUGCAAAAAUAGAUAGUAUGGGACAUGCUGCAGCAGCUAAGAAGACGGCAGUAGACUAUAGCACAUUUGUGUCAUUAUGUGGGCCUCCCAGAGUUGGUGAUAGAAUUGCUUACAAGAUUUUAGAGCUUUCAGCAUCAUACACACCUGAAAUGUCAGAUUAUAAGGAAGGAACCGUUCUUGGAUACAAUCCUGUUACGAAUGAGGUGUUAUUAGAGUUAGCUGAAGAUUCACUUUCAAAACCACUGGGCGAUGGGAAUAUAUCAACAAAAUUUGAACUAAUCUACGAAGAUGACCAUGACGAAAGUGAUGAGAUAAAACCACCUGUCGUUGUAGAUAGAAAG
Actinia tenebrosa (Australian red waratah sea anemone) is the source of this 1872-nucleotide messenger RNA. RefSeq lists its product as uncharacterized. Gene Ontology annotation, biological process: spliceosomal snRNP assembly. The record is from RefSeq and is a predicted model, not a curated record. Gene Ontology annotation, cellular component: Cajal body. Lineage: Eukaryota; Metazoa; Cnidaria; Anthozoa; Actiniaria; Actiniidae. Gene Ontology annotation, molecular function: U2 snRNA binding; U1 snRNA binding.